AUGGAGAAGCCCCAGGGUCAACUGCUCUGCAUUAUGAUGACCGUCACAUGUGGCAUCUCAUAUCUUCUGUACGGCUAUGACCAGGGAUUCAUGUCGGGCGUGUUACUAUCGCAAGACUUCCUCAUAAUCAUGGAGGACCCGUCUACCUUUAUACAAGGUCUUUUGUCGAGCCUUUAUACCCUGGGAUGCUUCUUUGGCUGUGUCAGCAGCAUAUCAUUUAGUGAGAAACUGGGCCGAAAGAAGCCCAUCUUGAUUGGUACACUUCUCAUCUCAGUGGGUGCAGUCAUCCAAACAGCCGCAUAUUCUCCCGCUCAAUUCAUCGUUGGGCGACCUGUGGCAGGGACGGGAACAGGCCUGAACACUUCUAUCAUUCCAGUAUGGCAAGCCGAAACCCUUCCAGCAAAGAAGCGCGAGCGAUUUGGCGCCAUCCAGUACGUUCUUGUCUGCACAGGCACCACCAUCAGCUAUUGGAUGGCGUCUGCGCGUUCAUUUUCGGCAAAUAGUGUCUUUCAAUGGUGUUUCCUAGUCCGGGCGCAGCUUGUUUUCGCAGCGAUGAUAGUAUGCCUUGUGCCAUGGAUGCCGGAGUCUCCGAGAUGGGACUUUGUUCACGGCCACAGAGAGAAAGGGCUUCGUACAUUGAUGAGAAUGCAUGGCACGUCGGACGAACACCAAUGUGAGGUUGAAGCAGAGGCUCGUUUGAUUCAGCAAGCAGUCGAAUUUGAAGCAAUCCACAAAGCGACUAGAUGGGUUGACCUGUUCAAGAAUGAAUCGCGCACGCAAAAUCUCCGACGUCUCAUGCUGGGUUGGUGGCUGAUGUUCAUGGUGAUGUGGUCUGGUGUCUGCAGUAUCGGGUAUUACAUUUCAUACCUGUUCGAAGUCUCCGUCGGCCUCAGUCAUAACUUGUCGCUCCUCCUUUCCGGAUUUAACGGCCUCUGGUACUUACUAUCGGCAUUCGUACCAUUCUUUGUGAUCAAUCAUCUCGGAAAGCGGCGGUGUAUGAUGAUUAGUGCUGCUGGCAUGGGCUGCUGCUUCUUGACUAUGGCAUUGGCGAUCCGGUCAGGCACGUUUGCAGCCUCGAUCAUCUGUAUAAUCGCCUUUUUUCUAUAUUAUACAUUCUUCGCACUGGGAUACCUUGCGAUACCAUGGUUGUACAACGCAGAGAUCAUGCCCCUUCAUCUCCGCUCGCAAGGCACCGCCAUUACGACGUCGUCGAAUUGGAUUUGGAACUUCGCUACCGUCAUGAUGACCCCGUCGCUGAUGAGCCAGCAGGGGUGGAAGGGGUAUCUGGUAUUUACGGUAUUUAAUUUCUGCUUCGUGCCAGCGAUCUAUCUCUUCUAUCCGGAGACUACCGGCCGGCGGCUAGAGGAGAUCGACGCGAUAUUCUACGGGACAUCGGUCCUUGUCGCCCGAACGGAAUGGGCCGAAAAAGGACGGUUCGAUGUCAGCCCGCUUGGAGUCACCCAGGGGCUGGAACCGUCUCAAAAAGAAAUGGUAGGGCCGCACGUGGAGUACGUCAACUCAGUCUCGGAGGAUUCUUAGCCAAGCAAUCGGAUCAGAUUGGGCAUGCGUCGGGUCAAUGGAAUUAUGGAAAGGGUAUUCCAUUGUAUUUCUUUGAUCUGACUCGAAGGGAUAAAUGGAGCGUGUGC
Molecule: messenger RNA, 1646 nt
Organism: Aspergillus sclerotioniger CBS 115572
Lineage: Eukaryota; Fungi; Ascomycota; Eurotiomycetes; Eurotiales; Aspergillaceae
Product: sugar transporter
Exons: 4
Coding region: 1-1539 (512 amino acids)
Biological process (GO): transmembrane transport; carbohydrate transport
Cellular component (GO): membrane
Molecular function (GO): carbohydrate:proton symporter activity
Source: RefSeq, a predicted model, not a curated record